AUGCUCAAAAUCAUAAAACGCGGCCACCGCAAAUCCCCAAAACCCGAACCCACCGAUCUUGAGUUCGAACCCGAGUCACAACCCAUCACACUAUCCCUCUCCAUGGAACCCCUUCCUCUUCUCCGAGACGUCGCUGUUUUGGACCGCCCGGCCCUUUUCCUCAAAAAGCUCCAACUCUGCUCCUUCUACUGCGACUUCUCCAACUCUCUCAAAUGGGUUCUCGAGAAAGAGCUCAAGCGCCAAACCCUCAUGGAGCUCGUGGACUUCAUCGACUCCAGUUCGUGCAAACUCACCGGUCCAAUGCAAGAGGAGCUCAUUCGCAUGGUGUCACUCAACAUCUUCCGAUGCUUGCCUCCGGCCUCGGACUUGCUCGAACCCGACGAGGACGAGCCCUAUCAGGAGCCCUCAUGGCCUCACCUGCAAAUCGUCUAUGAACUCUUGUUAAGGUACAUUGCCUCACCAGAAACCGAUGCUAAAGUCGCUAAACGUUACAUUGAUCACGUCUUUGUGUUGAGGUUAAUGGAGUUGUUUGAUUCUGAGGACCCUCGGGAACGCGAGUAUUUGAAAACCCUUUUGCAUAGAAUUUAUGGGAAGUUUAUGGUUCACAGACCCUUUAUCAGGAAGGCCAUGAAUAAUGUGUUUUAUAGGUUUAUAUUUGAGACACAGAGGCAUUGUGGGAUUGGAGAGUUGUUAGAGAUUCUAGGGAGUAUAAUAAAUGGCUUUGCUUUGCCCAUGAAAGAGGAGCAUAAGCUGUUCCUUGUGAGAGCACUUAUUCCUCUGCACAAACCCAAGUGCAUAUCCGCGUAUCAUCACCAGUUAGCCUAUUGUAUCAUACAGUUUGUUGACAAGGAUUAUAAGUUGGCCGAAUUGGUGGUCAAGGGGUUGUUGAAGUAUUGGCCGGUCACCAAUUGUCAGAAGGAGGUUCUGUUUCUUGCAGAGUUAGAAGAGGUUUUGGAAGCUACGCAGGCUGCUGAGUUUCAGAGAUGUAUGCUUCCGCUUUUUAGACAGAUUGGGCGCUGCCUUAAUAGCCCUCAUUUUCAGGUUGCCGAACGAGCUCUUUACUUGUGGAACAGUGAACACAUUGUAAGUUUAAUUUCUCAGAACCGGAACGUGAUAUUGCCAUUAAUCUUUGAAGCAUUGGAGAAAAACACACAAGGUCACUGGAACCAGGCUAUCCAUGGGCUGACAGCCAAUGUGCGACGGAUGUUCCAGGAAAUGGACCCAGAAUUGUUUGAAGAGUGUCAGGAACAAUAUUUAGAAAAAGAGACAAGGGCCAGAGAAAUGGAAGAGCAGCGAGAAUUGACUUGGAAGAGAAUAGAAGCAGUGGCGGCAACUGCAGGGGGAGAGGAUAUGGUAUUGUCCUACCAAGGCUAUGAAAUAACUCGGAAAGGAAGGAAAGGAACGGGAAAACAAGAACGGAACUCUUGUCGUGCAUGCGAGGAAGAAGUGCUCUACUCCCAGUCCCAGAGCUUGUAG
Messenger RNA from Prunus armeniaca (apricot), 1476 nucleotides. The record is from the annotation of a GenBank genome assembly. Lineage: Eukaryota; Viridiplantae; Streptophyta; Magnoliopsida; Rosales; Rosaceae.